CGUGGUCUAGUUUAUCCCGCCCCAUCCUAUUUUGUGGGUCGACAGGCUUCGUUAGUUGACAGUUUAUAAAAACAAGCGUCAAGGAAAGACCCAGGUCUGCCAUCACUGAAGGAUAUUAGUAAUAAAUUCAACAAAUAAAAUAGCGAACUUUCUUCGGGAUAUUGGAUACAGGAAGUCCUAAUUUUAUCAAGAAGAAAUAGAAACUUAUUAUUAUCAGCAUGACAGGAUUAAGAAAAGCAAAAGAAUAUGACUGGAAGGAUUCUAAUUUAGCUUUAUUUGGUUCUGAUACAGAAAAACAAGUUAAAAAGGAAUCGGCAGAAACUGAACCAGCAUGGAAGAAUGCAGGAAAAAAUGUUGGUAUUCAAAUCUGGAGAAUAGUGAAAUUUAAAGUUACUUCCUGGCCAAAAGAAGAUUAUGGUAAAUUCUACAACGGUGAUUCUUAUAUUAUAUUGAAUACAUACCAAGAGGAAGGUGGAAAUGAAUUAUUAUUUGAUGUUCAUUUCUGGAUUGGCAAAUUCAGUACACAGGAUGAGUAUGGGACAGCUGCAUAUAAAACAGUAGAAUUAGAUACACUAUUAGAUGAUGUACCAGUACAACAUAGAGAAGUACAGGGGCAUGAAUCAGAACUCUUUAAAUCCUAUUUUAAAACUAUUACAAUACUCAAUGGUGGCGCCGAUACAGGAUUUAGAAAAGUUAAACCUGAAGAAUACACACCUCGACUUUUUCAUUUCCAUGGCGAUAGAAGAGGUGUCAAUGUCAACGAGAUUCCCCGUUCAAGAAGUCGUCUUGAUUCUAAUGAUGUUUAUAUAAUGGAUGCUGGUUUAAAUAUUUAUCAGUGGAAUGGUAAAGGUAGUAAUAAAGAUGAAAGAUUCAAGGCCAUGCAGUACUGUCGUGAUAUAGCAGCUGAAAGAUCUGGUAAAGCUAAAAUAGAGACAUUAGAUGAAGAGUUUACUGAAGCUGAUCAUCCUAUAUUUUCUACAUUAACAGAAGGAGAUGAAACUGAUGGACCAUCAUAUGUUGCAGCUGAUCAAACAAAACAACUCUUCAGAUUGUCUGAUGCGUCUGGUAAGCUGACGUUCUCAGAAGAGAAAUCAGGAGAAAUAUCAAAGAAAGAUUUUGACAGUAAAGACGUGUUUAUUUUCGAUACCAAAGAAACAGUUUAUGUAUGGGUUGGUAAAAAGACAUCAUCUAACGAGAAGAAAAAUGCCAUGACUUAUGCUCAUAAAUAUUUACAAGACAGUGAUCAUCCUUUACAAUCUAUCUGUGUUUUGUCAGAGGGCAAACAUAACAAACAAUUUGAGACAGCCAUUGCCGCUUAAAAUAAUUAACUUUCAACAUCCCUUUAAAAAUGAUUAUGUGAGCAUUUUAAUGUGGGCUUAUCUGUGUAUCCCUGGUACAUAUAUAUUUGUUAAUUAAUUUAAAUGUUAUCAAGUGAUGUAUAUCACAUUGUCAUGUAUAUUUAUGAAAAAAUAUAAGAAAAGUUAUAUAUCUUUCUACCUUAAUGAAACCUGUUGUGACUAAAAUUGAUAAUUUUGCAUUUAUUAAUAUAAGACCUUCAUGUAAAGGUAUAUUUAUUAACAUUUCUGUAAUCUAAUGUUAAUAGUAGGGACUUUUGAAAGCCUAUUCAUCUUUUUAACAGCAAAUUUAUAAAAAAGGUCUUCAUGUAUAAAUGAAGCCAAUUUCUGAUUUAAGAUAAACCAUUUCUUAUUUGGUAUGAAAUCGCAUACAGCUUUUUGAUAGAUAUGCAUUAUAUUGUAUUAUUAUCUUCAAUUUAUUUAAAAUAUGAUAUACAGUAGUUUGACUUUUAUAUAAUUUUUUCCCCACACAUGGCUAUUGUUAUAAAUGUUAAUGACUUCUAGAAAUUGAAAAGCUGUUAAUCUGCCUAUUAUUAGAUUGAUUUUGUUAGAAGAGGAGUGUUUGUUAUUACAGUUAAUUAAAGAUGUGAAAUUUAAAUAGUUUGAAUUAGGUUAGUGAUAAUGCUAAUUGAAUAAAAUGAGUAUAGAACUGGUACCAAAUAUUAUAUACAGAGGACAUGUCAUUGAAAAGUAGAAAUGAUUCUAUAAAACCUGUAAAUCAUAUCAUUAUUGUUAUCAUUCUGCUUUAUUAAAAACUUUAUACUGAAAGGUUGUCUCAUUUUUUGCAUCAAACUGUAUUCCAGCAUGAUAUAUUAUAACAUCAAACAAAUAAAAUUCAUUCCAUUUAUUUUUUAUUAUUAAUAGUAUUUGUAAAAAAAAAGUAAAUUUAUAUUUUAUUAUAAUUAUUGUUAUAUAACAAGGGUAUAUUUAGAUACCAACCAGUAGAUGUCUCAGUAACAAGUAGCUAUGUCUUCAUCGUAUAGCUUGUAAUAAAUACAAUUUCAAAAUAUAAAAA
Messenger RNA from Patella vulgata (common limpet), 2370 nucleotides. RefSeq names its product gelsolin-like protein 1. Gene Ontology annotation, molecular function: actin filament binding. The coding region runs from base 219 to 1319 and encodes 366 amino acids. The record is from RefSeq and is a predicted model, not a curated record. NCBI's taxonomy places the organism in Eukaryota, Metazoa, Mollusca, Gastropoda, Patellidae. The transcript has 14 exons.